Molecule: messenger RNA, 1268 nt
Organism: Brassica oleracea var. oleracea
Lineage: Eukaryota; Viridiplantae; Streptophyta; Magnoliopsida; Brassicales; Brassicaceae
Product: probable carboxylesterase 6
Exons: 1
Coding region: 153-1160 (335 amino acids)
Molecular function (GO): hydrolase activity
Source: RefSeq, a predicted model, not a curated record
CCAAACAUAUCAAAUCUCCAAACUCUAUUAAAAGCUCUCUCUUUCUUUUCUAUAAACAAUCUAUUAAAAGCUUUUGUCCGAAAAAAAACAAUCUAUUAAAAGCUUUAUUUUUGUCACGAAACUGCACAAAAUCAUACUUGAGAUCAGAAACAAUGGGAGCAACCACAGUGACCCAUGUGACGACCAUUAACCCUACUAACACCAACAUUCAUGGACCGGUCAUAGACGAAGUGGAUGGCCUAAUAAGAGUUUACAAAGACGGUCACGUGGAACGAUUUCAACUCGUGCCAUGUGUGGGUCCGUCACUACCCCUUGACCUCGGUGUGGCUUGCUCUGAUGUUAACAUCGACGAGUUGACUAACGUAUGGGCACGUCUCUAUGUCCCGACGGUAACCAAGUAUUUGUCGGUGUCUAGCUCUAAGCUCCCUUUGCUUGUCUAUUUCCACGGUGGAGGUUUCUGCGUCGGCUCGGCUUCUUGGUCGUGUUACCACGAGUUCUUGGCCAGAUUGUCCGCUAGCUCACGGUGCAUAAUAAUGUCUGUAAAUUACCGUUUAGCCCCUGAGAAUCCUCUUCCCGCAGCUUACGAAGAUGGAGUUAAUGCCAUUCUUUGGCUCAAGAAAGCAAGAAACGAUAACUUGUGGUCCAAGCUAUGCGACUUUGGCAAGAUAUUCUUGGCCGGAGACAGCGCCGGAGGCAACAUCGCCCACCAUGUCGCUGCGAGAUUACAAACCGUCGACGCUCUUAUACAGCCACUGAAGAUAGAAGGAACCAUCUUGAUCCAGCCUUUCUUCGGCGGAGAGGCGCGUACGGAGAGUGAGAGGCGCGUGGAAAAUAAUAUGAAGAGCUCAGUGCUGACACUUGCUGCCUCAGACGCGUGGUGGAGGCUGGCUUUGCCACGUGACGCAAACAGAGAGCAUCCGUAUUGUAAACCGGUGAAGAUGAAGACGAGGACGCUGGUAUGCGUGGCGGAGAUGGAUGUGCUGAUGGACAGAGAGAUAGAGAUGUGCGAUGGUAAUGAGGAAAUGAUCAAGCGCGUGGUGUACGAAGGCGUUGGUCAUGCGUUUCAGAUUCUUGGAAAGUCUCAGCUUGCCCACACGAUGACUCUUGAGAUGUUGUGCCACAUCGACGAUUUCAUCCACCAAUGUGAUCCUUCUAUUUAGUUAUGUAUUUUCCAUAAUCUUUUUUUGUGGUAGCUCUUAUAUGUGUAUAUUUUUUUGUGUUCCAUAAGAUGUAGGUUAUAGGAAUUAAUAAGAAUUUCGAUUUGGAUU